ACUCAGGCUGGGUGUCAAUAUGCUGCGUUACAUUGUAACUAAAAGCGAUUCAACUCCAUCACCGCAGCUUCAUGAAGACAUAUAUUUUACCAAAAAGUCAUUAUAAUACGAUGUCUCUUUGUCUUCAGCUCUAUCAGGGUUGCAGCAGGAUGAUAAGAAACCAGGAACAGAAGCAAGAGGAUGAAUUUAUUGCAGUCAGAGUACAAGACCCCAGAGUCCAAAAUGAGGAGUCCUGGUACUCGUAUGUAGAUUUUAAACUAUUCCUUCAUUCGAACAGCAAGGCUUUCACUGCAAAGACCUCGUGCGUGCGCCGGAGAUACAGCGAGUUCAUCUGGCUGAAGAAGCAGCUGCAGAAGAACUCUGGCUUAGUGCCAGUCCCAGAGCUUCCACCCAAAACCCCCUUUUUCAGUGUCAGCAACGAGGACUUCAUAGAGAAGAGACGGGAAGGACUCCAGCAGUUUCUAGAGAAAGUGGUGAACAGGACCGUGUUCCUGUCGGACAGCCAGCUCCACCUGUUCCUGCAGACCCAGCUCUCUCCAGCGCAGAUCGAGGCCUGUGUUCAGGGACACACCCCCUGCAGCGUCACCACCGCCAUCCUCCGCUACGCCUCGUCCAAUCAGGGCUGGGCUCAGGAAGAGGGCGGGGCCAUGGACGAGGACCGCAUGCACAUCCUCCCCCUCUUUUACGAGUCACCUGACAGCCCCGCCCCUCUCCUCCAGCCCAGCGAAUGCGAAAGCAGCUCUGAGAUCAGCCUGGUGGAGAGCGACGGCCAAUCGGAAUGCAGGGACUGAACU
Polyodon spathula (Mississippi paddlefish) is the source of this 794-nucleotide messenger RNA. RefSeq names its product sorting nexin-11-like. Bases 72 to 791 code for a protein of 239 amino acids. The record is from RefSeq and is a predicted model, not a curated record. NCBI's taxonomy places the organism in Eukaryota, Metazoa, Chordata, Actinopteri, Acipenseriformes, Polyodontidae. Gene Ontology annotation, biological process: intracellular protein transport. The transcript is spliced from 7 exons. Gene Ontology annotation, molecular function: phosphatidylinositol binding.